Messenger RNA from Abrus precatorius (Indian licorice), 1682 nucleotides. RefSeq names its product nematode resistance protein-like HSPRO2. Gene Ontology annotation, biological process: defense response. NCBI's taxonomy places the organism in Eukaryota, Viridiplantae, Streptophyta, Magnoliopsida, Fabales, Fabaceae. Gene Ontology annotation, molecular function: metal ion binding; heme binding. Bases 165 to 1490 code for a protein of 441 amino acids. The transcript has a single exon. The record is from RefSeq and is a predicted model, not a curated record.
CACCGCCGCUACUUUCAAAUUCCUUGUUCUUCUUCGUGUCCGAUUCCAUCCCAACCCCGGUCCACACGUCUUUCUCUCUCUUCUCCGUAUAAAUACACCUUUCAUCUUCCUUCCCCUCUUCACACCCCAAUUCCAUCAUACUAUUUCACUCAUUCACAACAACAAUGGUUGAUUUAUAUUGGAAAUCGAAGAUGAUGGCUUCCAACGUCUCCCCCAAACUCUCUCUCCCGGAUAAACCAAAACCCCACCUUUCUUUCCCCACCUUGCAACGCACAAACGACAUCACCACAACGUCCUCCCAUGUUUGCGCUGCAUACGACAACUACCUUCGCCUUCCUCAGCUUAGAAACCUCUGGGACUCCAACCACUUCCCCGAUUGGCCCAACGAGCCCAUCUUAAAGCCCGCCUUCCACGCUUUAGAAAUCACGUUUCGCUUCCUCGCAACCGUUUUGUCUGACCCAAGACCCUACCCCAACCGGCGCGAGUGGACUCGGCGGGUCGAGUCGCUCGCCAAGGCCCAGGUCCAAAUCAUCGCCAUGCUCUGCGAAGACGAGGAACAGAACCCCGAGAAACGUGGCAAGGCACCGGUUUGUGACGUCAAUGGGAUCACCACCCAGAGCAGAAGCUACAGCCAUGAAAGCUUGCUUCCCCGUCUCGCCACGUGGCAAAAAUCGAAGCACUUGGCGCAGAGGAUCCUUUCCACCGUGGAAUGCGAGAUGAUGAGGUGUUCGUACACGUUGGGUCUGGGAGAGACCAAUUUUGCGGGAAAGCCGGUUCUCCGUUACGAUGCCGUUUGCAGGCCGAACGAGAUUCACUCGCUGGAGACGACACCAUUUGAUCACGUGGAGAAUUACGAGAACCGUACGAUGCACGCGACGCACCAGAUCGUGGAGUCGUGGAUACGCGCCUUGCGGGGGUUGUUGGAGAGGGUGACGGAGUCGGUGGAGAGUGGAAGGUUGGAGAAGGCGGCGGGUGAGUGUCACGCGGUGGAGCGGAUCUGGAAGUUGGUGGCGGAGGUGGAGGAGAUGCAUGUGAUGAUGGAUCCGGAUGAUUUGUUGAGAUUGAAGAAGCAGGUGGGGAUGAGAUCGUGGAAAGAAACGAUGGCGUUUUGCUUGAGAUCGAAGGAACUGGUGGAGGUGACGAAGAUGUGUAGGGAUUUGAGGGAGAAGGUGCCGGAGAUAUUGGAGGUGGAGGUGGACCCCAAGGGUGGGCCUGGGAUGGUGGAAGCGGCGAUGAAGGUGUACGCGGAGAAGAGGAGUGGGUUCGAGAGGGUUCAUGUGUUGCAGGCCAUGCAGGGGAUUGAGAUUGCGAUGAAGAGUUUCUUCUACGCUUACAAGCAGGUUGUGACAGUGGUGAUGGGAAGCUCUGAGGGGAAUGCGAAUUCCUUGAGUCAGAUAUUCCUUGAACCCACCUAUUUCCCUAGCUUGGAUGCCGCCAAGACCUUUCUCGGUUAUUAUUGGGAAAAUCAUCAAUAUCCCAUUUCUUUCUAGUUAAUUCAAUUCAAUUCAUACUCAAUCAUACACCAACACAAAGUAAAAAUUAAAAAAAAAAAUCAUUUUUUUAGGGGGAGGGAGGGGGUUUAUGGAUUAAAUUUUGUAACUGGUUGUUGUAAUGUAAACAAUCUUUGUGUGUAAAAUAUUUGACUAUUUUUUGGAUCAUAUACUUCCCCAUGGUUAUUUAUC